Messenger RNA from Porites lobata, 1371 nucleotides. Lineage: Eukaryota; Metazoa; Cnidaria; Anthozoa; Scleractinia; Poritidae. The record is from the annotation of a GenBank genome assembly.
AUGGGUCCAUUCCAUUUAUUUAGUGUGUUUAUGGUGUCUUUUCUUAAUGUGGCACAGAAAAGAAACAGAAAUAAAAUUUCCGAGUCAUUUCCUAAUUUCAAUAUUAUUUUUCGACAGAAUGGUGAGAAGAAUCUUCCCAACCAAAACGAUGAUCUCCCUCACAAUUACCGAGGCAGACUAUUGAGAAAUGAGCAGUGUAAAUCUAUGAGAGAAUAUCGCUGGAGGGACCGAGUUGAUGUUGAUUCCAGUGAAAAUAAAUCAGCAGCCUGUGUUCCCGAGGGACCGACCUUAAGAUCUGCCUUGCCAUAUCAAAAAGUUCCAAAUAUGAAUCAGUCUUACGUGGUGAAUCUGGAAAUGUUAACAACCGCUUUGGAGGAAUGUAUGAAUUGUCACGAAGGACCCCUAGAUUUGAGAAACAGUUGCAACGUUCACAACGAAGGAGUGUGUCCAGUCAUGAAAGUAAAAUGUGCCCGGUGUGAUCACAUUAAUAUUCUUCGCCCAGCAGAACAUCAUGGAACGGGAAGAAGAGGUCCCCCAACUUUUGACGUGAAUUCCCGCGCAGGUCUAGGCGCACUUCAUUCUGGAAUAGGACAUGCCCAUUACUCGGGACUACUUUCAACGAUUGGAAUAUCGUCUCUGUCUUCGAGUAACUUUAAAAACCGCGAGCGAGAAAGUGGAAAGGUAGUAGAAGAAGUCGCCAGGGAGUCUUGUCAACGAUUUAACGAUGAAGAGAAGAGAUUAUCGUCAACUGGGGAAGAAGAAAUCGUAAAAGUGGGUGUGUCGUACGACAUGGGUUGGAGAAAAAGAGGCCGUAGUCAUGAUUCCUCGUCAGGAGUAGGAACAGCAGUAGGCUUGCAGACCGGCAAAGUCAUCAGCUAUGCCACUCGUAACACAAUUUGUCGGGUUUGUGCUGAAGCGCAAAAAAAGAAUCAGGAAGCAGUCGCACAUGAUUGCCGCAAGAACCACCAAGGCUCUUCCAAAAGCAUGGAGGCUAACGUAGCUGUCGAGUUGUUUUCUGGUGCAUUGAGCAGUGGUGUAGCUUACACUACUUACGUGGGGGAUGAUGACAGCGCCACAGAAAGUCAUCUUAAAACGUUAGUUACCUACAAUAUCGAGAAAUGGAGUGACAUAAACCAUGCAAGUCGGGCGCUAGGAACGCAUUUAUACGCAGCAAAAGGGAAGGUGAAAGGCCUGACACCGAAUAUUAUAUCCUACAUUCAGAGGUGCUUCACUUAUUGCGUUAACCAAAACAAGGGCCAGCCAUUGUUGUUAAUGGAAGGAUUUUCCGCCAUAGUACCUCACGCAUUUGGAGAUCACAAUAAGUGCAGCGCAUCCUGGUGUGGCUACAAAAAAAGAUCCAAAAGGUUAUAA